UGUUUGGUGGUUACAGGGAACAUUCCUCCACCACGAUGCUCCUCCUCUCCUCUCACUGUGUCAAAGCCCUCUGAAAACUCGCACUACCACUUUCCCGAGACAAGAGCCUUCUCUGUGUUGGCGGAAAACAACAUGGCAGACGUCGCCGUCCAAUCCGAGGGAAGAAGCAGCGGGAUUGUGAUCAACGAUGACUGGCCAGGCUACAGUUUAGACCUUUUCAACUAUCCAGCUCACUACUCCGGAGAUUUAGACUGUGUCAUCAUCCCACAUGGCGUGAUUAUGGACAGGACAGAACGCCUCGCACGAAACAUCAUGGACGACCUGGGGGACCACGACAUCGUGGUGCUGUGUGUUCUAAAAGGAGGCUACCAGUUCUGUGCAGACCUGGUGGACAGGAUCAAGGCUCUCAGCCGCAACUCCAACCACACGAUCCCCAUGAGGGUCCACUUCAUCCGUCUCAAGAGCUACCUGAACGACCAGUCGACAGAGGAUCUUCACAUAGUUGGAGCAGAGGACUUGUCUUUUUUAGCUGGAAAGAACGUACUGGUUGUGGAGGCCAUUGUGGGCACCGGAAAGACAAUGCAGACUCUCCUGAAGCAUGUUGAAGCCUUCAGGCCCAAAAUGAUUAAAGUUGCAGGACUGCUUGUGAAGAGAGUGCCACACAACUCACCCUGUCUUCCUGAUUAUGUCGGCUUUGAGAUACCCAAUCGUUUUGUGGUUGGAUAUGCCUUAGACUACAAUGAGUAUUUUAGAGACCUCAAUCAUAUCUGUGCCAUCAGCGAAAGUGGGAAGACGAAAUAUAAGAUUUAAAAGAGACGGCUGCAGAAAGAGGCGACUGUCACACAGAUGUCAUCUCACAGCGAGCCUGAACAUUUUCUUGGAGAUGCCACGCACUCACAGCUGCUAUCGUGACAUUUGAUCUCAAACAUCUCUUGUUUUGUUAUAACAUUCCUUCUCUGAAACAUUUUAUCCAUUUUAACACUAGACUGUGACAUUUAUCUGAUUUUAGCCAAGCAAGUACUUGCUUCACCUCGUUUAGUUGCAACUUCAUGUUUUUAGGUUUACAGCACUGAUUCACAUGGAAAAUGUUGCCAUGCCAUGGUACUGAUACUGUUUGCCUUAGUGUGUUUGUUUCUAAUGCAAAUGUCAUUUCAGUCUUAGUCGUUUUUGUAUGCAAAGAAGAACUUGAUAAUUGUGAAAUGUAUGAAUGUGAUAGUUUGUUUUUUAGGUCAGUAUGUGAUAAAGUAACAGAGGGAACUCAGUGGUGCUUUCUUUUAAAAUGAAAGGGAGUUGUGUUUUAUGAGGAAAUUAAUGAUACAAUUUUACAUUUUCUUCACUCGUACAUAGCCUCUUUGAUGUUUCAUUAGUUCUCCUGCUGUUAAUGCUCAGGUGCAAAGAAAGUAGAUCUCUAAACACUUAAGUGCAUUACCUACUACCUACCUCUUUUUGUUAGUUCAGUAUUUGAGGUGUAGUAGGGUACUCUGGUAAUUUCCUUUGUUAAUUUAACAUACAGUAAAGUAUUUUUAACAUUU
Molecule: messenger RNA, 1532 nt
Organism: Lates calcarifer (barramundi perch)
Lineage: Eukaryota; Metazoa; Chordata; Actinopteri; Centropomidae
Gene: prtfdc1b
Product: phosphoribosyl transferase domain containing 1b
Exons: 9
Coding region: 133-810 (225 amino acids)
Biological process (GO): IMP salvage; guanine salvage; GMP salvage
Molecular function (GO): hypoxanthine phosphoribosyltransferase activity; magnesium ion binding
Source: RefSeq, a predicted model, not a curated record